Amoebophrya sp. A25 is the source of this 2823-nucleotide messenger RNA. NCBI's taxonomy places the organism in Eukaryota, Dinophyceae, Syndiniales, Amoebophryaceae. The record is from the annotation of a GenBank genome assembly.
AUGCCAGCGAUGCAGCAGGAUAAUCCAACGUUGCUAACUGGGCCUGGUAUGAAGAGAAGUUGUUAUUAGAUCAUCCACUGAGAAAGAGUAAGAGAAUGAUCGUUGUACUCUAACAUUGGGCUAGCUUCUAUUCAAACUUAACAAGUACAUGGAGUUUGAUGGGAUGCUGGUCCACAUAAUUGUUCGCAUGUAAAUGUAUGCGAUUUUUCUGUCUAUUCUCGUAAAUGAAUCUCUCACGGUCAAGUUACUGCUCCAAGAUUCUCAACAAUGUCUCGACAAAUCUAAGCUAAAUAACCCUUCUGGUGCGCCGUCCGGUGGGGCGUCGCUUGGGCAAACACCUUUGAGUACUGGUUUGAACACUCCUGCUGGAGAGAGCGGGAAACCAUCGCCACUAGCAGCUCGACGGCGAUCUUUGGAAAAUGCCGCAGCGAAGAACGCCAAUCAAGCAAAAACGCAACUUUGGCAAUUGAUCACGGGGGUGAUUAUUUUAUGGACUGAAGACUGAAACGAAAAGAAAAUACAAAUAGAGAGCGGAUGGAAAUACAACCAUGCAUUCGUAAGGCUUCCACUAUAGGUCGAGUAAGGCUAGGUCGAGUAAGCCUAGGUCGAGUAAGGCUUCCACUAGAUGGCGGGAAUAACUAUUACAAACCAAAGUAGGACAAAAAAUUUUCGGGGAAGAAGCAGCUACUGAAUCUGAAGUGGUCAAUUCUGCCACGCUGCUGCUUCACACGCUGCUUCCAGCGGCGCCACCGAUGGGAGCUGCGGCAGAGGACCUCGAGGGCGAUGCUUUUCUAUCAUGGUGAAGCGUCAUUGUUUGCUUGGAUGUUUCGACCUGCUGUAGCCUAGGUCGAGUAAGGCUUCCACUAUAGUACAAGAUACUCUUUCAUCUAGUCAUGCAUAAGGAGGAAGCGAAGUACAACACUCUCUAAUGUUCCCAAGUGGUACUGAGUUUGCACAGCCCUUCACACGACAGAAUGCGGCUCACGUCUCACAAUGGUUCCGGAAGCUGCAGAGCUCGGCUUGUCUCACAUGGUCAGACCUGCUAGCCUACGUAAAAAGGGAGCAAAAGAACGCAUUGUUGAGCAUCAUGAAGAUUAGGACUGUUCUUGAAAUUUCCUGCAUUUUUACAACUGGCGAUCUCGCCGAUCACCUUCAUGACCCACAACAGUAAUCUCCAUCUCCAUGGCGUCCUCAUCACUAGCCUGUCACUAUUAAAAAAAUAGAAUCUCCGCUACAGGAAGAUUCAAAAACCCACCCUCUCACCAUUUCCCCCUCUCUAAGUCUGCCCAACUGAAGCGUUGGCACGGUCCGGACAUUUCUGACACCGUAUGGAUGACAGAGGCUGCGCAGUUAGAGCGCAUCUUCGAGUUCCUGUGGCCCGUUGAAGCGGCAAAAAACAUGUCUCAAGUGAGGCAAUGGAUUGUGACCUACGAUUUGCAGGAACACAACAAGCGAAUCAAGGUAAAGCCUCCACCAAUCUUGAAUGCGGAGAAAACUGAAGAACUGGAGGCGAUGUUUUUGCUGUUAGUGGAGACGGUGAGUUGCGCAAAUCCAGAUGCGGAUGAGGACUCGGUAAUUAUUCCUUCGUUCUUCCGCAGUUGUGCUUUAGUUACCUCUCGAAUGGGUACACUACUACUACUACUACUAGUUCUUCCGCAGUUCAUGGCGAUCAUCACUCAUUCGUUCAUCUUGGUGAUCUCAAUCACCCUCGUCUCACAGACAUAAUUCGUGUUGUUGCCUUGUUGCAUCAUCAUCUUCUUUUCCUAAUUACUUCAAUACCAAGCGACAUGAUGCAACCACAUUAUAGAUACUAUAGAUACAAUUACAACAUCAAGGUCUCAUUCCUCGACGUCAUCGAAGCGAAACUUUUGUCCGAUGAAGAGAUCACCCGUUGGCGCGAAAUCUUAGACAUUCCUCUCUUGCAAGGGAAACCUGAUCCGGCUGCUAAUGUUAUGGAGUACAGAUUUUUCUUGUUAAGAUGCUUGCUGAAGCAAGACAAGUAGACUGACAAAUUUUUUUUUCCUUCUUUCGCUAAUCCUCUGAAAGUAUCCGAAGAUCUAUUCCGCGAGAUCGCUUGUCCGAAUGGCUACCGCGCUAGCGAACACGUUACUAGAUGCGUAGCUGCUGAUGGGAAGGAACUCGUUCUAGAUCCGGACUUGGGAUGGAUAUUAAAGAAAGCGUGAAGAUAAAAUUUAUGGAGGAACCUGGUCAUAGUGAAGGAGGUAGAAAAUAGAUGAAGAAAUAUGUUCAGCAUGUUGCUAGUUCAAGCUCGAGUCAUUUUCUGCUUGGUAGUCAGGCAAAGCUAAUUUUAUUGUAGAAAUUUCUUUCGGUUUCGUUGUAGUUUCUUUGACGGAGGGCAGUCUUACAAGAACUUCUAUAUACUCAUGUAGUGCAGCUGCAGGGAAUGUGUAGGGGACAUUAAUACGAUUCUGAGCUUAGUGACACGGUCAGGCAUCAUUAACUAGCGUUUUGCAAUGAAUUUGUGUCAAGAGCAAGCAAUCACUUGUCGACGACGAGUCAGCUCUUCGUUGAUUCAUAAGAUUCUUGCUAUUAUCCUUAUCGGCACUUGUAGUACUCAUUCAGUCAAAAAGUACUGUGGGUAUGUUAGUUUAUCGUCAGCUGAUAACAAGCCAGCAGUUUUUUUUGUUGUAGUAAAAAUGUUCGGUGUUGUAGAAAGGUGUGAAAUCGAUUUUGUUUAUCAAGAACACCGGGUCAUGUUCAUGAAUCAUGUUGCUCUGCAACCAAUAUGGAUGAAUUGUGUCGUGUCUAAGUAGGUGUACAGUCAGGAGUCUGGGAGUCAUCUCUGUGUGUCAUUAUGUGGAG